Messenger RNA from Malassezia restricta, 2487 nucleotides. RefSeq names its product RanBD. The coding region runs from base 1 to 2487 and encodes 828 amino acids. The transcript has a single exon. The record is from RefSeq and is a predicted model, not a curated record. Gene Ontology annotation, biological process: intracellular transport. NCBI's taxonomy places the organism in Eukaryota, Fungi, Basidiomycota, Malasseziomycetes, Malasseziales, Malasseziaceae.
AUGUCGCAUCGUGGCGAGCAGGGCGGGGAGGCGCCGGGUCUGCCGCGCUCCCAGUCUUUGGUGCAGGGACUGUUCGGAUGGAUGUCUCCGUUUCGUCACGGGCGCGGCGACACGUCGAUGGAGGAAGACGAUGACGGUGAGGACACGUUUGCUGAGGCAAGUGAGGGACCGACGCCAGAGGAGGUGGUGCCAGCCCCGACGCCGUCGCCCGACGUGUCUCUGCGCUCGAACCCGUCUCCCUAUGCGCGCAGGCCAUGGACGCCCAAGGUGCCCCCCUCACCCAGUGCCUCGAUGGUCUUUCACCCAGGCUCUUUCGAGACACCUACCAAACGGACACCCGUUGCCAGUGUACCGUUUUCCUCGUCACCGUUUUCGACGACACGCAACUCGCCAGGCCGGCGUCAUGCUCCUAUUUACUUUGGUCCCGGCACGUCGACGCGCAAAGCACAUUCACCGCUUCGUUCGACGAUCCCAGCGACCCACUCCAUGAGUGCGAUUCCCCGGGAGCCGAUGCUAACGACACCAGAAAAGCGACGCAAGACGCAGGAGUCGACGGAGGCGUCGAGUGUCGCCUUCGAAAAGCCAGCGGAAGAGCCUGAGGUGCCUGUCCGCCGCUCAACACGCGCUGCGUCGGCGAUGCGACAGGUGCUUGACUCGAUGCAGCCGGUAGCACCGCCAGCAGCGCCGAAACCUGCCGUGCCGGAGGUGGUGAAUCCGUACCAGACGCGAUCUAAGAGCACGAGACCAAGUCGGCCGACGCUUUCAACGCGAGCAAAGGCCCUCGAAGCAGCACGACAGCGUGCAUCCAAGACAGCGUCCCCACCGCCAGAGAAGCCAUCGUCCCUGUUGGAUGUGGUAGAACGGACCGAACCACGUCGCUCAUCGCGUCUCUCCACACAAGAUACGCCGCUAUGGCAUGUCACAAAUAAGCCGAAAAGGCCGUCUCCCUUGGCCAUGAACACACUAGAACAGGCUGACGCUGAUGUACCUGCCUCGGGUUCCAUGUAUGAUACGAUACCUCCGUCCAUGUCAGAUGCGUCGCUUGUGCCACAGCUGACAUCUCGCUUGCCCAAGUCAGCCACGGCACGGGACGUGUCGACAGUGGCCAAGCGACCUCGAGACACUGUCGAAGAUGUGGCCGGCCCUACGCCAUCGGAGGAACCUAAAGGAGGAACAGAGUCCCAAGAACCCAAGCAAGACCCCACUCCGGUACCCGCUCCUCAGCCGGCUCCUGCUCCGUCUCCUGCACGUGUCGCUGCACCUGCAGCUGCGCCUGUAGACGUCCCGUCAUGGUGUAUUGUGACGCCACCCACUCGACGCGAGAUGCCCAAAGGUCUGUCUGAAGAUCAGAUCCAGGCCCUCAACGUGCCAUACAACGACUUGGCCGUAUUUUCCUUUGAUGUUGCACCUGCAAAAUGUGAUGGUACCUUUGCCCAGGUGCCCUCUUCCACGCUCAAAGAUACGUCAAAGCCGCUCAUGGACGCGGAGACCAAGAGUGCUUCAUUCGCAACGGAGGCCCCAAAGAUGUCAAGUGAAGCCCAACCCUCCUCGUUGAAAGCUGCAGGUGAAGUGCCCAAGCCCGCAGCUACGCCGGCAUUUGGCUCGACAGAGACCACGCCCUCCUUUACAUUUGGGACUCAGGCUCAGCCUUCUUCCGAGGCACCCAAGCCCUCCUUUACGUUCGGGGCUCCGGCCAAACCUUCUUCCGAGGCAUCCAAGCCCUCCUUUACGUUUGGGGCUCCGGCCAAACCUUCUUCCGAGGCAUCCAAGCCCUCCUUUACGUUUGGGGCUCAAGCUACUUCUUCUUCUGAGGCACCCAAGCCUUCCUUCUCGUUUGGGGCUUCGGCCAAGCCUUCCUCUGAGGCAUCCAAGCCCUCCUUUACGUUUGGGGCUCAAGCUACUUCUUCUUCUUCUGAGGCACCCAAGCCUUCCUUCUCGUUUGGGGCUUCGGCCAAGCCUUCCUUUACGUUUGGAGCUUCAACCAAGCCUUCCGUCGAGUCGACCGAGACCAAGUCCUCGGGUAACGCUGUCAAGCCUUCAUUUUCAUUCAGCUCACAGGCACCAGUAGCACCCUCCGUGCCCAGCUCUGUGCCUGCCGCUGAGACCAGCUCAGAUGCUGGGGCACCUGAUACCAACGCACUUACCUCGCAGGGCCAGGGUGAAGAGGAUGAAACAACGUCGCAUGAAGUGCGCGCGAAAAUCUGGCGCUUGGAUGGCGGACAAUGGCAGGAUAUGGGUGUGUGUAUUUUGCGAAUCAAGACGUCCAAAGAGACGAGCAAGAGUCGCGUGUUGGCCCGCAAUGCCGUGAACGGCAAUGUCGUCCUCAAUUUUGCCUUGUACGAAGGACUUCGUGUCACGUGCGAAAAGAGUGUGCUUCUUUUCCUCGGGUUUGUGGAUGCCAAACCAUGCAAUCUGCGAUGCAAAGUCAAAACGAAUGAAGCGGCCGAGAGCCUGAAAGAGGCGCUCAUGUCGCAUGUGAACCAUUAG